Ictalurus punctatus (channel catfish) is the source of this 1419-nucleotide messenger RNA. RefSeq lists its product as uncharacterized. Gene Ontology annotation, biological process: regulation of toll-like receptor signaling pathway. The transcript has 3 exons. The record is from RefSeq and is a predicted model, not a curated record. Bases 224 to 1036 code for a protein of 270 amino acids. Lineage: Eukaryota; Metazoa; Chordata; Actinopteri; Siluriformes; Ictaluridae.
GUGUUAGAUUGACACAUCACUUGAGUUUAUAUUUGAUAGCGUGAGGAACAGAGGGCUUGGAACUUGUGAAGGGUUAAUUCUAUACACUGAAGGACGGAUGGAGAAAGGGAAUAACUGAUGGACUGAUUUAAAUCAAAACUACAGAUAGAACGAUUUUUUUUGCUGAUUGUGUUCAGUUCUACCGGCAAAAUAAGAAGUUAAUUCAAGCACUCCGGCCAUCAUCAUGCUUGGUGAGGCAUUCCUCCAUGUCCUGAACUACACUGAGGAAAACCCUGAACGCACAGCCCACUCUAAGCCGAACACACACACGUUGUUGCGCACACAUUCACGCACCGUUCCUCCUCCGAAAACUGCAGCGACUCACCUGAGCUCCAGAUCGCCCCGGACGCCCCGGACUCUGCGAGCCAGUCGGCCUGAAGGCCCUGAGAAGCCUGGGCCUUGCCUGACCUCACUGCCCAGUAUGGCUCUCCCAAUCCCCAGCAGCAGCGCAGAGGAUCUCUGGGACCUGCAGCUCUACAGCUCCUCGUACUGCCCAAGCUUUUACAAAGCUUACCCAGACCUGCAGCUAGCAGGAGGCACGGUGGGUCCCCUGGACCCGACUCCACAAUCCCAUGGCCCUCUGCUGAACUCUGAGGAUCUCGGCUUCCUGGAUGCCUCGAUGGAGCCCGGGGAGCAGGUAGAAGACCACAGCGAGGCAGACGAGGGUUACCUGGUCAUAGAGAGCAUGAGAAGCCUCGGGAAGCAGCAGAGGCUCACCAACUCCAUGCUGAACAGCAUUCUGGAGACACAGCUGAGGGAGGUCUAUCGGCAGCACAUGCAGGACAGCCUGGCCCGGUGUAGCUCGUCCUCGCUUAGCGCUAGCGUCGUGCCAGGAAUCUGCGGCAAUCUCAGGAACGCGAGCACUCAGGGGAGCGAGCUGCACUCCAGCCAAAGCCAGAGCAGCGUCAGAUACCUGAGCACGUGUUCGGCCCCGCCGACGUCACACUUUAGCACACCUAUGCUGCGCAUUUCAUACCAACAAGAGCCUGAAUCCUGAACACACACACAGGUCAAUAUCAACGGAAUCUAUGCUUCUGGUUCUUUAUUUUUAUUUUAAAAAAAGACAGUAUUUUGGUUACAUGUUAGUGAUAAGAAAGCAGUAAGUUCAAACUUUUAGUGUUAUUAGUGUUAAGCUUUGAUUGCCAAUAUAUAUAAUAUAAUAUAUAAUGUCAAUAUAAUAGAUCAUCCUUAUAAAUGUAAAGUAAAAUGCAACAAGUGCAAGAAAGCUCAUUUCAUCUCUUACAUUUUCCCUCAUUUUCCGUAGCAAUUACUUCCUUUAUUGUUAUUAUUAUUUACAUGUCUUUAAUCACUGCAUGUUGCUGAUUACUGAAAACUCUGAUUACUUGUAAGUUUCCAAUUAAAUGACACUUUUACAGACGA